GGGCGCUUUCCGCCUGUGACGAUGCUUCCGGCUGGAGUGUGAGCCUGGACCGUAAGAUUGCCUCGCUAAGGAGAGGAGGCCAUAAUUCCAUUUACAGUUAACAAGUUUGUGCAAAAAAAACAAGCUAUAAUCUCCCUUCAAAAAAUGGAAAAUCAAGAGGUGUCCAAUAUGGAAGUUGCAUCUAUUACAACGAAGGAAUUUUGAAGAUGUAACUGAUGAUUACAAUUACAAUACACUGAGGAUUGUUUUUAAAAACAUUCAAUAAUUUGACUUCAUCUAAGAUAAAAAACAAUGAGAAAAAUAUUGUGCAAAUCCUUUUGAAGUUCUAGCUUUCUGAAAGCAGAUAACUACCAUUCUUAAUUAACCUUUUUAGAAAUGGAGAAACAGUAAGAUGAUUUAUUAUAUCGCCUUUGAUCAAGAAGAAUUGUGUUGUCUUCUGAUAAACUGUGGGAACCAGAUAUGCAGUAAUAAUAUACCCAAGUGCCAAAAUAAGGCUUAAUCUCAUUGGACUGAGAUUUUCAGAGCAAUGCUACAUUUCUGUUAGUUUAUAGUUCAAAUUUCUUCCUUUAUAUACUACUGAUCGAUAUAAUCAGUAUCUUUUAGAGUAUGUCGUCAUGGCUAGAUUUCGCAGAAAAAUGUGGAUCACAUUGCUGCUUUUUCUUUUAUUUAUUUUUGGUGUCAUGAUGGGCUUGAAGACCCUAAGACCUGAAGGAGCUGGUUUUGGAGAUGGCAUAGGACUGGAAUUAUUGCCACAACUUCGUCAUCGAGCUGCUGUUGGUGAACAUAGACCAGAUCUUUCCAAUAUUGAAAAAUCAUCAGAAAGAAGAACUCCUCUUCCUGAUGCAAAAAUGAGUGAACAUUUUGGUAUGAUGAAAAGAGCGCCCGUAUCUGAUGAAAACCUUGACCAUUUUCCUCCAGUGAAUUAUGAUUUGCAUGCAUUUUAUUAUUCAUGGUAUGGAAACCAACAGUUUGAUGGUAAAUACAUACAUUGGAAUCACCCACUAGUUCCCCACUGGGACCCUAAAAUAGCAAGCAGUUAUCCUAAAGGAAGGCAUAUUCCUCCAGAAGACAUUGGUGCCAGCUUCUAUCCUGAGCUAGGAGCUUACAGUUCCAGGGAUCCUGCAGUUAUCAACGCGCACAUGAGACAACUCCGGUCAGCUGCAAUAGGUGUGUUAGCUUUGUCCUGGUAUCCACCUGGUUUGUCAGACGAGAAUGGUGAACCUGCAGAAGAUCUAGUACCAGUCAUUUUGGAAGCUGCAAAUAAAUAUCAAUUAAAGGUCACCUUCCACAUUGAGCCGUAUGAAGGGAGAGAAAACACUUUAUAUAGUAAUUUGAAGUACAUCAUUGACAAAUACGGAUCCCAUCCUGCAUUUUAUAGGUAUAAGACUAGUGCCGGAAGAAAUCUUCCAAUGUUCUACAUUUAUGACUCAUACUUAAUAAGCCCAGGAUCUUGGGCCAAUCUUCUCUCGGUUCCUGGAUCUCACAGUCUUCGAAAUACUCAAUAUGAUGCACUAUUCAUUGCCCUAAUUGUUGAAGAAAAGCAUAAAAGUGAAAUUCUUCAGGCUGGUUUUGAUGGAAUGUACACGUACUUUGCAACAAAUGGAUUCUCCCAUGGCUCUUCCCACCACAACUGGCAAACAAUAAAAGAUUUCUGUGACAGUAAUAACCUUAUGUUUAUCCCGAGUGUAGGACCAGGUUAUGUAGACACUAGCAUAAGGGCUUGGAACAAUCACAAUACGAGGAACCGUGUCAAUGGCAAGUAUUAUGAGACUGCGUUAAGUGCUGCCCUCCUAGUGCGUCCAGAAAUAAUCACUAUAACUUCGUUUAAUGAAUGGCAUGAAGGGACUCAGAUUGAAAAAGCUGUUCCCAAAAAGUCCAGUCAGUUUGUUUAUCUGGAUUAUCUGCCUCACAAGCCAGAUAUCUACUUAGAGCUGACUCGUAAAUGGGCAGAAAAGUAUGGCAGAGAGAAAGAACAAUGGUUGAUGUGACAUCUUUGUGUCUUGAGAAUUGGAAUAGAGUAAUUUGUGGUCUAGCAUCAAAUAUUACAAAGAACUUUGUUUUAGUGGGUUAACACUGAAGGAAAUUUAAGUUGUUUUUGGGUCAUUCGGAUCAUCUUAUGAAGUCCUGUGAAAUUGUUGAUUUGAAAGAAAUGAGUUGCUGUGUUUGGUUAGAAAGUACUAUACACUGAAAGUGUGACAUUUGUGAAACUUUAAAUGACUUUCUUCUUUGAAAGCAGCAACUUAGGUUAAGUAUUGUUUUAUCGGUGCAAGCCCAUGUUACCGUUCUUAAUUCGUAGUCCUGACUCAAACGUCUGCAGUGAGCUCAACCAUUGAGAGUAUUAUUCAGCCUCCAUUUCUAUCAUGACGUUUGCCUGUGUGCAUGGUGGUAGUGAUCAUGAACAGUAAUUUUGAUGGUUAGUUUCCUUCCAACCCAGAGGUGCUAAGACCUAUAAUUUUGAGUACCACAGCACAAACCAGGUGUCUAAACCAGAACCCUCCUGUGUGUCAUGUAUAGCUCAGUGUUGCAAUGUCAUGAAUUUACCAACUGAGCUACCAAUAGCAGCUAUUGAUUAACUUACUUAAAUUAUAAAUUUUUAAUUUCAGUUGUUGUUAGAACACUUAACGUAUCUCAGCAUUUGGAAGCUUUUUAUUGCAUCCCUAAGAUUGGGAAUGCCAGAUUAGGUUUUCUGGUGAGAUGAGUGCGUCCAACUUGCAUUGAACCUCUUCCCAUAUUCUUUUUAAUUUCAAUUGUUGUUAGCAAUGAAUGUUACAAAAUGUUUAUAUUGUUCCAGAUUCACAUCUGGUGAAGGGUUUCUCGUGUGUCUUCCAGCAUCCACACUGCAAAGAGGCUGUUUGUGAAGAUGCAUAAGAAUAAAUUGUGCUGAGGUUUGGGAAGGAUGGACUUAGAGUUUAAUUUUUUUUCAGGUAGUAUUGAGUCAGGAUUGAAUGCCAGGAGGUGCAGAAUUUCAAGGUGCUGCUGGCAUACUGGUCCCUUGAUUCUAUCCCGGACAAAUUUCUCGUGACUUGGUCAGCCUCCAAGUUUGCAAAAAGAAUGGGGUCAAGAUAGCUGUCUCCCUUGCUGUCCACAUUCUGUCCAACAACAAGAGCUUAGCUGUUACCCUCAACUGGGCAGCAAGAUUGCCCUCAGACCAUUACUUGGUCACGCCAGAAAUAAUUACACUGUAUUUUGUCUCACACACAAGAAUUCUGACCUCCACUUGAGGCUGAUGGCAAGGUUUAGAAGCCAAAAGGCAAAAUCUUCCCGUUAAAAUAUCUCUGCACAAACCUGCAAAAUUAUCCAUAUUUCUUGGGACCUUUUCCAAGUUUGAGAAAUUAUCACAUUUAAUCUGUGGUAUUUAAAUUUCAUACACAAUGCUGUAGUUGGUCAAUUUGCCAGCUGUGUAUUCCAGACUUUGACACUUGAAUUUUUUCAUGCUUUUUAUGUUUGUUACUACACCUGUGGAUUUCUUUAUUUAUUGAUCUAGAAUGGUUUCAGAGAUAGUAGGAACUGCAGAUGCUGGAAAAUCUGAGAUAACAAGGUGUAGAGCUGGAUGAACACAGCAGGCCGAGCAGGAAGGCUGAUAUUUUGGGCCUAACCCAUAGACGGGUCUCGGCCCAAAACGUAAGCCUUCCUGCUCCUGUGAUGCUGCUUGCCCUGCUGUGUGUUCAUCCAGCUCUAUACGUUGUUAUCUUAGUAGUGAAUGGUUGUCAGGUUUCAAAGUCAAAUUUGAGAACCUUUUUUGUUUAUUUAAUGACUUGAAUGCGUAACAACACCUCAGCGUUUUUAAUGCUGCAGUCUGAAAUGGGACAAGUUUUAUUUGCUCUUAACUAGCCCUUUUGAGUAUGCAAAAUUACAGUGUCUAAAGUUUUCCAAAUGCUUAUCUUAAGGACCAGAUAUUUUCCAGUGCUGCUGUAACAUUUGUGGAGUUAGGUCUGUUUUAUGAUUUACUUCCCAAACUAAAGUAAAAUUUAGUCAGUAAGGGGAUUCUGAAAUGGUGAGCUGAGAAUUCGUAAGAACCUUUUUUAUCCUGGUAGCAAUCUCAAUGCUUAUAUUUUAAAAAUGCACUGGUAACUUUUUGUCUGAAGUUAAUUAUUUAAUUAACUAUCACGUCCAAAUUCACAGACUUUAAUUGUAUUUUAAUGGACCAGGCCAGCAUUAUUUUGUGAUUUACAUGUUUAAUUUGGAAAGCGUGUUGACUCAAGUAGAAGUAUAAUUAAUCAUUUGUAACUUUUCCCCAGUGUAGGUGGGCUUUACAUUCUCGUGUUUAUAUUUUUUCUGGAGUUAAGGAGUCACUCAAGAUAUUUCCAACUUUCUCCUUUCUCUUUAAUUGCUACCCCAUAAUGGGCAGUACUGAGGCUCAGUGGUUAGCACUACUGCCUCACAGCAUGAGGGAACCGAUUUCAAUUCCACCUCCAAGCAAUUGUCUGUGUGGAGUUUGCGUGUUCUCCCAGUGUCUUUGGGUGCUCCGGUUUCCUCCCACAGUCCAAAGAUAUGCGGAUUAGGAUGGAUUGGCCAUGCUACAUUGCCUGUAGUGUCCAGUGAUGUGCAAGCUAGCUGGGUUAGCCAAGGGAAGUGCAGGAUUACAAGGACAACGUAAGGGGGUUUGGGUCUGGGUGGGAUGCUUUUCAGAGGGCUGGUGUGGAUUCGAAUAGGCCAAAUGGCCUGCUUCCAUAAAUUCUAUUAUAAUAGUACAGAAAAAAUGGUAUUCCAUAAUUGUUAAAGUAAUGUACAAAGUUUCUGGUCUUCAAGGGCAAUUCUGUUAGGUCAUUGUGUCAGUGAGGACCCUUUCAUAGACAUUUCAGGCCAGGUGUUGGACAAAAUUGUUAUACUAUAGAACUAGUAAAGAGGAGGCUGAUUUGAAUAAUCUGUUGAAAGCAUUUAUGUUUCUCCACAGUAGUUUUUCAAUUUAAAUUUAGUUGAAAAAAUACUGGUAUCAAUAAAAAUGAUAAUGAAUCUGCAUUAUAUUAAAAUCCUUGUUUUGCUUAUGCUGUUUUGGUAACUAUGACAAGAUUCUUUCUCUGUCCAGCCUACGUUUGACCCCAAUCUCUCUCAUAUACAGUAGGGUUUUCUUCCACCGUGGUAAAAGACCUUUGAACCAAAAUACCUGAGAUCAAGUCCUACCUUCACAGAACACCCAAACAGGUUAAUUAAAAAUUGCCACACGCGUGAUUAGUUUUAAACUGCAUUCUGCAGUGGCCCAGCAAUCAAGUUUAUAACUGCUUGGGUUCAAGGAGGAGGUCCACUGUCUCCUUCUCAGGGAAUUUGAAAUGUGCAAUAAAUAUUGACCUUGCCAGCCAUGGCCAUGUUUUAAGAAUGAAUUCAAAAGCAAGGUUGGGCACAUGCUAAACAGCAUGUGCUGACAUUUGAGACGAUCAAGGGGGUUGAUGCCACCAGUGUGCUCUCAAAACAGCAUUAUGUGUAGAAUUUCAUACCUGUUUCUAACAUAGAAUUGCAGAACAAAUCUCUGUUUUGUGUGUAUGUUUUGUUUCUGGAUGAGAGAUUGAUUAGAGGGGAGAACUCUUGAAAUUUUGACUUCAGAUGUUUUGGUUGUUCAAGGAAAUUUUAGUUUGUUGUACUAAUCCCACCAAUUUCAUGUCUGAAAUCAGCUUGCUGAGUUCAGACCAACAUAGUUUCCACUAUAAGAAUUUUGCCCUUUGGUCAGUAUCAGAUUAUGUGGUGUAUACAACAGAGAUACUUUGGGGUGAGCUCUUUAUUUUCCACAAACAGCAACACUGAACCUGAAUUAAAUCAUUUAUGAAGGGGCCAACUGGUUUGUCCUUCAAAAUUUAUGCAGUUGUACUGUUGAGUGUUAGUAUUCUUUAAUUGUACUUUGCCUUUCUCAAUCAGUGUAUAUUUGCUUGAACCACUAGCGUAUCCUGAUUUUUUUUUAAAUGCAUUGGUUAGCUAGGUGGCACUGCACUUCUGAAUAGCACUCCUGGCUACUUUCAGGGAAAUAUUUGUUCUGGUAAAAACCCAUAUCUGUUUUUAGCAAAGCACAGGGGUAUGCAAGAGGUGAAUACCAAAUCAGUAGGACUAUUGAAAAGUUUCACUUUUGCAGUCUAUGUGCAAAAGCUCAGUGGACAGCAGUAUUUGAAUGAAAAUAGAUACAAUCUACCAGUUAAAUAAAAAACCAAGAUACAUCUGUAAUUUAUGUUGGCUUACAUUGAUUCAGAAAAAAAGUUGUAAAUUUUAAUUGUCCUGAUUUUGUUUGAAUUUUCAUUUUAAAAGACAGUGGGGCAAAUAUACAUUUUGUAUGAAUUGUUUAAUAGUUGUACAUUGUUACUACUGUGUACUUAAUUCUACAUGGUUGCCACUUAUGUUUCAAUUAUUAAUAUCAUUUUUAAAUUUGAGUCAAGUUGGCGCUUAGAUCUACGUGCAAUGCAGUGUGUGGAAAUGCUAAAUGUAACAUUUCAAUAAUAUGAAAUGAAGCAGAAAACAAAUAUUGCACUUAAAUUUUAGCACGCCAAAGUAGUUUCAUAAAUUUGUGCCCAAGUAAAACUAGCUAAUUUUUUGUAAUGUUAUUUGAGGCUUUUGUGGAUUUACAUUUCUAAUUUUCUCAUUAUUUACAUGGAUAAAAGCAACAAUACUGUUUCUGAUUGGUGCGAUAAAAAUGUUGGCCUGGUGUUUAAAUUUGCCCUUUCCAAUUAGGCUGAAAAUGACGAGAAUUCCUUAUCAGGUAAACAUCAGUGGAGAAUUACUUGAACCCAAGAGAUCUUACUGUGAAAGCAACGAUGGCUUAGAUAGUCCAUUAUGUUUCUCGAGCAGACUAGUCCACUCAGUCUCUAAUUUAAAUGUUAAUUAAUUUAGAAGGACUAAAAAUGAGUAUUUUGUUUUAUUCGUAACUGAUUAGCUACCUGUAUAAAAUGAAAGUAAUUGACAAAUUGCAGAAUAGACUUUACUGUUUAUAAUGCAUGAACCACAAUCAAGAGAAUAAAAAUCCAUACUAC
Molecule: messenger RNA, 6947 nt
Organism: Stegostoma tigrinum
Lineage: Eukaryota; Metazoa; Chordata; Chondrichthyes; Orectolobiformes; Stegostomatidae
Product: glycoprotein endo-alpha-1,2-mannosidase-like
Exons: 5
Coding region: 615-1988 (457 amino acids)
Cellular component (GO): Golgi apparatus
Molecular function (GO): alpha-mannosidase activity
Source: RefSeq, a predicted model, not a curated record